This is a messenger RNA of Oikopleura dioica, 1353 nucleotides long. The record is from the annotation of a GenBank genome assembly. Lineage: Eukaryota; Metazoa; Chordata; Appendicularia; Copelata; Oikopleuridae.
AUGACUGUAUUCGCAAACCAUGGCGGAGAUCGUUGCGAGCGCUCGUGGAUCGAGAAAAUCGCAGCUGAGGCCUCCGAUGCUGGUAGUAACAUUAUCACACCUGGAAUGUGGAAGAAGUACGAAAACGAAAUGGCGCGCAGCAGCGAUGUAACGGGAAUCGUCUUUGGCAUCGUUUGUGGCUCGAUUAUUCUGAUUUUGACCUUGAUUGUUCUUGGUCCCUGGAUCAAGGGAUGUCUUUGUCCCACCUUCAGUCUCAGGAAGUGCUACAGAAAGGCGAGGGAGGUCAAGAUUGACAAGGUGUUCCCGGAAGAGCUAUUCUUGGACCAGAGUCGAAUCACAACGCAGCGAAAAAUAGCGGAAGGCGCGUUUGGUACAAUUUGGAAAGGAAGUUUCAGAAGAUCCAAUGGACUCAAUUACGAGAUCGCGAUUAAGACGAUAAAAGUGGACGAAGACACGAGCCGCGAAAAGGAUAAGGAGCUGAUUGAUCUACUCAAGCGUGAAGGCGUCAAGAUGAGAGGUUUGGAUCACAAACAUGUCCUGUCUCUCAAGGGCAUUGUGGAAAUUGACAACAACUUUUGCCUCGUUUUCAAGUGGAUGGAACAUGGGUCGCUGAAUUUGUACGUGAAAAAGAAUCGCAACUCGCUGACCCCAGGAUUGAUGAUCAAUUUCUGUCGGGAUAUUGCCGAUGGAAUGGAGUAUUUGGCCGGCAAUAAUCUCAUCCAUCGUGAUUUAGCCGCCCGUAAUUGUCUCCUCGACGAUAAAAUGCGCGUCAAAGUCGCUGAUUUCGGACUUUCUCGAUCGCACGCUCAAGGAGGCCAUUUUUCAAAGCGAAACUCGAUACUUCGUAAUUUACCGAUUCCAGUGAAGUGGAUGUCGCCAGAAUCCCUUAAAUUUCACUUCUACGAUGAAAGAUCCGAUGUUUGGAGCUUUGGAAUCGUCAUCUGGGAGAUCUUCUCCUAUGGAGCGGUUCCGUUUCCAAAAGCGCCUACAGAACCGACAAUUUUCCUGCAGUACCUUGAAAAGGGAAAUCGCCCCAAAAAGCCUCAAGACAUGCCCGACAAAGUUCAUGCGAUAAUGAAAAAGUGCCUUGACGAGGAUAAAUGGAAGCGAAAAAAUUUCAACGGGAUCAAGGCGGAGUUCGAAGCGCUGCUGAUGGAAAUGACUCCAGCCUCCCAGGAUUCAUCGUGCACGGAUGGGGCGACGCCGGUUCCUCCCCUUAGGAAUGUCAGCAUGUCCAGCAGCUCCGCAUCUUGGAGACCUCCGAAUCGUCGAAUUGACUCGGUGGUGACAAUUGGCGAUGAUUUCGUCGAGCCGCCACCUCCUUACAGCUCCCUACAUUCCGGCUAUGUUUGA